Camelina sativa (false flax) is the source of this 1205-nucleotide messenger RNA. Its product is annotated as bZIP transcription factor 53. Gene Ontology annotation, biological process: positive regulation of DNA-templated transcription. Gene Ontology annotation, cellular component: nucleus. Lineage: Eukaryota; Viridiplantae; Streptophyta; Magnoliopsida; Brassicales; Brassicaceae. Gene Ontology annotation, molecular function: transcription cis-regulatory region binding; DNA-binding transcription factor activity. The record is from RefSeq and is a predicted model, not a curated record.
GGACAUCAUCAUCAUCAUCAUCAUCAUCAUCAUCAUCAUCAUCAUCAUCUUCGCCUUUAAAAGGAUAGCUUGGGACUACUUUAUCGCCUUCUUUCGUUUGCCCUUUGAAUCUCAUAUAGAGACCUUUUAUUGCGUUUUAUCAUCUUCUCGAUUCAGCUAAGGAUUCGAUUGAUCUAUUCUUUGUUUCUCAGAUUAAUUCAAUCUCCUCCUCUCUUUGAUUCGUUUCCUUUCUUUGUUCUCUCCUCAGAUCUAGAUCUAGAUCUAGGGUUUUCUUUUUUCGUCGGGGAAUUUUGGCUGAUCUAGGCUUUGGUUUUUGGGAAUUCUGGUGAAAAAAAUCAAUAAUAAAGGAAUGAAUAUAGAUUUUCUAUGAACUACUCAAUCCUGUUUCGUCGGAUUCGAAUUCUACACUCUUUCUCCGUCGUUUAUCUCUACUACACCUACGUUUUCUCAUGAAUCAACGAAAUGGGGUCGUUGCAAAGGCAGACAAGUCCAGAAUCCGAUAAUGAUCCGAGGUACGCGUCGGUGACGGAUGAGAGGAAGAGGAAGAGGAUGAUCUCUAACAGAGAAUCAGCUCGGAGAUCAAGGAUGAGGAAACAGAAGCAGCUCGGUGAUCUCAUCAACGAAGUCACUGUUUUGAAGAACGACAAUGCGAAAAUCGCCGAGCAGGUUGACGAAGCUUCUAAGAAGUACGUUGAGAUGGAGUCUAAGAACAAUGUCUUGAGAGCUCAGGCUUCGGAGUUGACGGACAGGUUGAGAUCGUUGAACUCUGUCCUUGAGAUGGUUGAAGAGAUUAGUGGUCAGGCUUUGGAUAUUCCUGAGAUUCCUGAAUCUAUGCUGAACCCUUGGCAGAUGCCUUGUCCUAUGCAACCCAUCAGGUCUUCUGCUGAUUUUGUUUGAUUGCUGAGGAUUGGUUCUAAAGUUAGCAUUGAGAUCGAGUCUUUGGUCUUCUUGUUGUUUUUUUUUUCUUGUGAUGGUUCGAGUUUUGUAACAAUUAUUGUGUGUCAUUAGUGAAUGAGUCUUGUGCUGUGGAUCCCUCAGCACAAUUAAGUACUUUAUGUCUCUUGUUUCUGCAGUUUCAAUUUGUCCGGUCUUUGUUUGGUUUUGUAGCCAUAGUCCUCUAGUCAUGUGUCGUCUUGUCAUGUAAUUGGUGGCUAAUGUGUUAUUGGUGGCUAAUGUGUUAUUGGUGGCUAAUGUGUUUCUUCUUA